This is a messenger RNA of Colletotrichum gloeosporioides, 1200 nucleotides long. RefSeq names its product SRSF protein kinase 3. The record is from RefSeq and is a predicted model, not a curated record. The coding region runs from base 1 to 1200 and encodes 399 amino acids. Gene Ontology annotation, biological process: spliceosomal complex assembly; protein phosphorylation; regulation of mRNA processing. The transcript is spliced from 5 exons. Lineage: Eukaryota; Fungi; Ascomycota; Sordariomycetes; Glomerellales; Glomerellaceae. Gene Ontology annotation, molecular function: protein kinase activity; ATP binding.
AUGGCGCCACGAGACGCAUCGCCCCCAAGACUACUACCUUAUGCGGAUCCCGAGGAAAUAUACCCCGAGGAUGUACGCUUGGAGGAGGAGACUUUCCCUUGGUACGAUCCGGACAAUUGGUAUCCUGUAACCAUCGGUCAGGUAUUUGAGUCGCGUUACCAAGUCUUGUUGAAGCUGGGGUUUGGUUCAGCGUCGACGUCAUGGCUAUGCCGCGAUUUGAGAGAACACGUCUAUGUCACUCUCAAAGUCUUUGCGGUCGGCAAUAGUCAAGCUGCGACCGAAGAGAAGGUGCUCCGCCAUUUAGAAUGUGUCAAAUCUGACCAUCCCGGAGUAAAAUUGGUAAGGCUUCUCAAGAACACUUUCAAGAUCGCAGGGCAAAAUGGUAGUCAUCUGUGUCUUGUUCUCGAAACUCUCGGUAUAUCCCUUGCAGACAUUCGUGAGAUGGCUGGCGGCAGGGUGCCUCCAACUCUGUUGAAAGGCUUGGUCCAAGGCGUGUUACUCGGUCUGGACUACCUGCACACUGUGGCAAACAUCAUUCACACAGAUAUUCAAGACGGGAAUAUCAUGUUAUCAAUCAAAGACACGGAUAUUCUUGAUGCUCUCGUAGAAGAUGAAUGGGAUCUGCCUAGCGCUCGAAAGAUUAUCAAAGAUCGAGUCAUUUAUGCGUCGACGGGGCUGGAAAUUCCAGACGAGCCCGGAGACCCCGUUAUUGCUGAUUUCGGCGAUGCUCGAAUAGAUGAAGGCCCCUUUGAAUUCGAACAGGAAGUUAUGCCUGAUGUCUAUCGAGCCCCCGAAAUAGUGCUGGGUGUGCCAUGGAACGAAAAGAUCGAUAUCUGGGCGCUAGGAUUGUUGAUAUGGGACUUGCUUGAGGGUAAAUUACUUUUCAAGACUAGACUACGCGAUCCAACGGCAUCAAGGGCAGCCCACUUUGCCAGGAUGAUCUCUCUGCUCGGCCCCCCGCCGGAAGACCUCUUAGAGCGCGGUUCGGCUUGGAAAACUCUAUUCGAUGAAGACGGGCGACUCAUACUCGACGUCGAAGUUUCAGAAACCUCCCUUGAAGAGGAAGAGGGGAUGUUGGAAGGUGACGAAAAGGCGGGAUUUCUGGCAUUCCUGCGGAAGAUGUUGCAGUGGAGAUCGGAGGACAGGCUCACAGCGCGGGAUCUAAUGGAAGACCCUUGGCUACGUGGAACUGCAGCGUGA